CAAUACCUGGUACACUUUCAACGAACCAAGUGUCUACUGUGGAUGGGUUGGCAGCUAUCCUUUCAAUAUCUCCCUUGCUCCAGGUGUCAACUCAUCUACAGCGAACUACCAAUGUGCUUACAAUCUGGUGAAAGCGCACGCAGGAGCAGUCAGAGCAUUCAGAGCCCUCAAUAUUUCAGGAGAGAUUGCCUAUAAGAACAACGACUUCAUUGGUACAGCUUGGAGAAGCAACUCUACGCAAGAUGCUAUUGCAGUAGAAAGGCACGCGGCAUUUGGGAUCGGCCUAUAUGCUGAUCCGAUUUACACUACGGGUGACUGGCCUGAUAUCGUAAAAGAGACCGUUCCCUCCGAUUAUUUGCCCAGAUUUACCGAAGAGGAGACUAAAGAGAUUGCUGGUACGGCAGAUUUCUUCGCCAUCGAUGCUUAUGCUAGUCAAUACAUUGCUGCGCCGCCCAAUGGCAUUGAGGCGUGCGCGACUAACAUGUCGGAUCCCCUCUGGCCCAACUGUAACAGUGUUAUGUUGUAUGAUUCGAAUGCUGGCUGGGCUGUUGGUCCAUCCCCUGAUCCCGCGAGUAACUCGUGGCUACAAGCUACCCCUCAGAACUUGAGAGGUUACUUGAAGGAAUUACAAACGCGUUGGCCAACAGACAAGAUGUUUAUUUCUGAAUUUGGCUUUGAUGAACCAUUUGAAAACGACCGAACUGAGAUGUACCAAAUCACGGAGGACGCAACAACCACGAACUAUUUCAUGACAAACCUCGGUGAAGUUCUUUUGGCGAUCCAUGAAGAUGGCAUACCUUUGAUGGGGACGUUCUCCUGGGGCAUGAUUGACAAUGCUGAGUGGAAUUAUGGACUUGAGCCGAAGUUUGGAAUUCAGCAUGUCAACUACAGCACUUUAGAAAGGACCUACAAACGUGCUGCUUAUGCUCUUUCUGAAUUCUUCCAUGCUCACCUGACGACAAACUCUACUGUAUGACACGAGAUGCCGGCCAUAACCUAACGUGGGCGGAUUGUGAUUUGAAUUCAUCGC
Serpula lacrymans var. lacrymans S7.9 is the source of this 1030-nucleotide messenger RNA. RefSeq names its product glycoside hydrolase family 1 protein. The transcript has 11 exons. The record is from RefSeq and is a predicted model, not a curated record. Gene Ontology annotation, biological process: carbohydrate metabolic process. Gene Ontology annotation, molecular function: beta-glucosidase activity. Bases 482 to 976 code for a protein of 164 amino acids. Lineage: Eukaryota; Fungi; Basidiomycota; Agaricomycetes; Boletales; Serpulaceae.